Molecule: messenger RNA, 1223 nt
Organism: Sitophilus oryzae (rice weevil)
Lineage: Eukaryota; Metazoa; Arthropoda; Insecta; Coleoptera; Curculionidae
Product: venom acid phosphatase Acph-1-like
Exons: 7
Coding region: 70-1182 (370 amino acids)
Biological process (GO): dephosphorylation
Molecular function (GO): phosphatase activity
Source: RefSeq, a predicted model, not a curated record
UUUUAGUCACAAUUGAUAUGAGCUAAUAUAAAAUAACGUCUGGAAUUGGACGCGAUAGUCUGUUGCAAAAUGGGCGCAUCGGUAGUCUUGCAGUUCUGGUUAGCAUUUUCUCUUCUGGCUUCUCUAGCUCAUGCUAGUUAUGAUACAAGCACUUUAAAGUUAGUACAUGUGUUAUUUAGGCAUGGUGACAGAAAUCCUGAUGAAGACAGUUUAUACCAGAGCAAUCCAUAUUACAACGAAAGCUAUUACGAAGAAGGAUAUGGUCAACUAACAAACGCUGGCAAAGUCACAGAAUACAAUUUGGGCUACGAGCUACGCAACCGUUUCGACUCAUUUCUGGAAACAUCAUGGAACAUAAACUAUGUGGAUACUCGAUCUACCGAUGUGAACCGCACCAAAAUGUCAGCGGAGUUGGUUCUGGCCAGUCUAUAUCCGGCCAGACUCAGUCAGAUUUGGUCAUCGCUUUUUUGGCUACCGAUUCCUUAUAACUAUUACCCUUAUACAGAAGAUAAGGAAAUUUAUCCUUGGGGAGCUUGUUCGACCUACUGGAACAGCUUAGUAAACAGCGCAAUGUCGAGCUCGAAUAUAAGUACAUAUUUUUCUACCCGAUAUAAAAAAAUGAUAACUAUAAUGGAAGCUUAUACCGACAUAACUAUUACAGCGUAUUCCGCAUACACUCUUUAUUUUGGAUUUGCCACACAGGAUGAACUUGGUUUGACAUUGGAAGAUUGGACUUCUCUGGUAUAUCCUGAACCAUUACAUUCAGCAGCUGUCGAUUUUUAUUAUAUUAAUACAAAUACCACAGCUUUGAGACGCAUAUCAGCAGGAUAUUUAUUAAAGAAGAUCUUGUCCGACACCGCUGACAAAAUUAAUGGAACUAUAAGCCCUUCAACCAGGAAAGUAUUUUUAUAUUCAGCUCAUGAAUUGAACGUAGCCUCCAUGCUUCUCUCUUUAGAAGUUUACAAUGUUACUACAAUUGCACCUUAUGGAUCAUACGUAUUAUUUGAACUACAUGAAAUUGAUGAAGUAUAUGGCAUCAAGCUGUUUUAUCAGUUUUACGAGGAAGAUGAUCCAGUACCUGUAAAACUGACUGGCUGCGACUAUUUUUGCCCAUAUGACACUUUUUACAGUUUGGUGGAAGACCUUUUGCCAGAAUCAGAUUCAGAUUGUACCGGUAGUUAAGUUGUAAAUAAUGCGUAAAAAUAAACUUUGAUUUGAUAAUA